CAUGGAAACAAGCGAGGAGAAAGGAGGAGCAGUUCGUUUGGAACAAGCCUCUGCGCUGACUCCCCAUUGUACCAACUUAACCGCAUGAAUAAUUCAUUAAACUUGCUAACGCACAUUAAGACAAAGACAUAUUUUAGUCAGAUAGCUAUCAUUUAUUUUUACCGCCUCGGCUCGUGUGGACGUUUAGCCAGCCUCAUAACGAGCCAUGGCGGAGCGAAGUGGCCGGUUGAGCCUCGGUGGAGGGGGACUCAACAGACCCGUGCCUAUGAACCUGUUCGCCACAUGGGAAAUAGAUGGAUCUUCCCCGAGUUGCAUCCCGAGGUUGUGCAGUCUGACUCUGAAGAGGUUGGUGGUCCUGAGGGAGCUGGACAAGGAACUCAUAUCGGUGGUCAUCGCUGUCAAGAUCCAGGGUUCCAAGAGGAUCCUGAGGUCCCAUGAGAUAGUGCUGCCCCCUAGUGGCUCAGUGGAGACUGACCUGGCUCUCACCUUCUCACUGCAGUACCCUCACUUCCUGAAGAGUGAGGGUAACAAGCUCCAGAUCCUGCUGCAGAGGAGGAAGAGAUACAAGAACAGGACUAUCCUGGGAUACAAGACCCUGGCUGUAGGAACCAUCGAUAUGGCUGAGGUGAUGCAGCACCCUACGGAGGGGGGCCAGGUUCUGUCUCUGUACAGUAACCAGAAGGAGAUGCUGGGUAAAGUAGCAGAUAUCUGGAUCUUCUCACUGUCCAGUCAGCCCAUAGACUACGAGGAGGCCGCUCUGCAGGAGGGAACCAAGAUCAAAUGCUCAGAUAACUACUCGGAGGAGGAGUAUGAGAGUUUCUCUUCAGAGCAGGAGGCCAGCGACGACGCUGUUCAGGGUCAGGACCUGGAGGAUGAUGAGUAUGAGGUGAGGAAGCCUAAGAAGCAGAGAAGGUCCAUCGUAAGAACUGCUUCAAUCACCAGGCAGCAGAACUUUAAACAGAGAGUUGUGGCUCUGCUGAAGAGGUUUAGAGUCUCAGACGAGGUGUUGGACUCGGAGCAGGACCCGGCAGAACCCCCUCCAGAGGUAGAGGAGGAUCUGGACCUAGAGAGUCUGGAGUUUGAGAACCCCAGUGACAGUGGACCAGAACUAGACGAUGACGACAGUGUCCUCAGCACCCCAAAACCCAAGCUCAAGCCAUAUUUCGAGGGCCUUUCUCUCUCCAGUUCUCAGACAGAGAUCGGCAUCCACACCAGCCCGGUGGAACCAGACCAGACUGAGAGCAGCGAGGCCACGUUCCAGGUGGACAGUGUCUCAGAGAAGGGCUCAUAUCAAGAGCAACCAGAGGCAGUGACCCCCACUACAGAGCUGGAGAUGGACAACAUGGACACCUUCCUGGAGAAGCUGCCCCCUACUGGCAAGAUGAAGAAGACCGAGUCCCUCAUCAUCCCUUCCAACAGAUGGCAGGAACCUAAGUUGGCGGGGAGGAGAGGGAGGAGUACAUCCCUAAAGGAGCGCCAGCCCAACAGACCACAGAACGAGAGAGCCAACAGCCUGGAUAACGAACGCUCCCUCGACACACACUGCCAUCUACAGAUCCCCAGGAAGACCGUGUAUGACCAGCUGAACCACAUCCUGGUGUCUGACCACCAGCUACCUGACAGCAUCAUCCUCAUCAACACGUCUGAUUGGCAGGGCCAGUAUCUGUCAGGCGUUCUCCAGAACCAGCACCUCCCGGUGGUGUGUACCUGUACUACAGCAGACAUCCAGGCCGCCUUCAACACCAUCGUUUCACGCAUACAGAGAUUCUGUAACUGUAACAGCCAGACGCCCAUCCCCAUAAAGAUAGCUGUGGCUGGAGCCCAGCACUACCUCGGUGCAGUCCUCAGGCUGUUUGUAGACCACCUCUCUUAUAAGACCCCUGAUUGGCUGGGCUACUUGAGGUUCCUCAUCAUACCACUAGGAUCUCACCCAGUCUCCAAGUACCUGGGUACCAUCGACUAUCGAUACAACAGUUUAUUCCAGGACACUGCGUGGAGGGACCUCUUUCACAAGCCCGACGCUCCAGUCAUAGUGCAGGAGAGUCCAGAUGUGGUUUCCAGGGUAACCCAGUAUAUGGUCGGGGCCAACAUAGUUCACCAGCUCCCCAUCGCUGAGGCCAUGCUCACGUACAAACAGAAGAGCCCAGACGAGGACUCUUGUCAGAAGUUCAUCCCCUUUAUCGGGAUGGUGAAAGUUGGACUGGUGGAACAGUCAUCGGCAACAUCAGGUGACUCGGACGAUGCAGCUCCCAUGGCGACAGCCCUCCUCUCCUUCACCCCUCCUCAGGUGUCCCCCGCCCUGAAGGAAGCCACGCCCACCCCUCCCUCCUCCCCCUCUGUCAACACAAGCUUCAGCUCAUACAGUUCUCCCCAGGGGGAGCUGAUGGGACUACAGGUGGACUACUGGGUGGCUCCUUCCCCGGCUGACAGGAAGAGAGACGUGGAGAAAAGGGACUCGUCCUCCUCCAAGAACACUCUGAAGUGUACGUUCCGCUCGCUGCAGGUCAGCAGGCUCCCCCAGGCCGGGGCCCAGCCACAGCCCGCCAUGUCCAUGACCGUGGUCAUGAAGGAGAAGAACAAGAAAGUAAUAUUCCUGCCAAAGAAGACUAAAGACAGGGAUGUGGAGUCUAAGAGCCAGGUGAUCGAUGGCAUCAGUCGACUGAUCUGCACUGCCAAGCACCAGCAGACCAUGCUGAGGGUGCUGAUUGACGGCGUGGAGUGGAACGACGUCAAGUUUUUCCAGUUGGCGGCACAGUGGUCGUCACACGUCAAACAUUUCCCCAUCGGGAUCUUUGGACACAGUAAAGGGCCUUACUGACAAGCGACGCGUUGCCAUAGUAGCGGGCCCCGUUACCAUAGAGACUCAUCUGGAACGGAGGACAACGUCCCCUCCCUCAUGUGCCAAUAGCUUUUAUAAUAGCCGAACCCCCCUCCCGCACAUCUUAGACUGGUCCCAGAUCUGUCUGUGCUCUUUCCAACUCCUAUGGUCAAUUGUCAAACCCAACGUUGGCACGGCAGCACAAACAGAUCUGGGACCAGGAAACACACAUCUGCCCACCCCACUGUCUUAAUUUAAGCCCCAGAUUGACCUAUUGUUUAUACUUCUGUGUUUGUUGUUGUGUUUAUUCUAAAAGUUACCAAGGCGUCGGCUGUCAUAAGGAGAUUUGUUUCUCACCGAGUUUUUUAAAAAUCCUGCUGAUUUUCUAUACACAAAGCCGAGCGGAAACCUAAUUUAAUAAAUAGUUUGGAAAAACUCCUCUAUAACUAGGGAUGCAUAACAUUGCGGCACCCUCCCUCCCGCUCUUUGCUUUUUUUCUAAUGUGGCAAAGAUAGAUUGUUUCAAACACUUUGCCAGGCACAAUUUAACAAGAUAACUUUGUGACCAAAAGGCCCUGAAACAAUGGAAGAUGGACAACACAUAAAAGAGGAAGUGGUCUGGAUCCUGGACUGAAACCAUUCUAGAACACUCCGAGUCCUGGGGUGUAUUCAUUAGGAACCAAACAGAAGCAAACAUAAUGGGAAACAGGAAAGGAAUCUACCUGAAUUUGUCCAAAAUAAAACUAUUUAGUUGCUAAACGUUUUCCCGUUGCACUGCGGGUUUGCUACACUGUGCACUAAUGAAUACUCCCCUAAGGACAGUGACUCCUGUUGUUGUAGCAGGUCACUGAGACCCUUCUGCACUCAUCGGAAGAAGACUGACAUGUACAAUAGACUUACUGUAGCCUGAAAUACAGACCUGUUCUGUGCUAUUAUUCCACUCUUUUUUUCCUUCUUUUUAAAACUCUGUGUCAUAUGUUUGGCAAUGACAAGGAGUGGAAUGAUGGCACAAACAGACUGGUACCCAGGCUACCCAGGCUAUGGAACUGACCCUGCACUAACUAAUGGUUGGUGCAUCUCUCUCUCUCACUUUCUUUUUCCACCUUCCCUUCUUUUGAAAGGGAGCCGUGGGUGUGCCACCAGCAGAGAUAACAUAUCAUCGGUCCCGUCCUCGUACCCUAAAUCUCUUUAUCUCACAGCAACCACACAUCUUCUAGGCUGAAUACUAGACAGACUGCAGCUCACUCAUUACCUGCUACCAGAGCCCACGUGUGUUGCUAGAGAGUUUGGGCACGUUGACGUGUCUGCCGUUGGUGCGUUUUACAUGACACGUCAACGUUCUAUAGCGGCCAUGUUAGCUCCUCCGUUAAACGUUACACAUAUAGCAGCCAUGUUAGCUCCUCCGUUAAACGUUACACAUAUAGCGGCCAUGUUAGCUCCUCCGUUAAACGUUACACAUAUAGCAGCCAUGUUAGCUCCUCCGUUAAACGUUACACAUAUAGCGGCCAUGUUAGCUCCUCCGUUAAACGUUACACAUAUAGCAGCCAUGUUAGCUCCUCCGUUAAACGUUACACAUAUAGCGGCCAUGUUAGCUCCUCCGUUAAACGUUACACAUAUAGCGGCCAUGUUAGCUCCUCCGUUAAACGUUACACAUAUAGCGGCCAUGUUAGCUCCUCCGUUAAACGUUACACAUAUAGCGGCCAUGUUAGCUCCUCCGUUAAACGUUACACAUAUAGCGGCCAUGUUAGCUCCUCCGUUAAACGUUACACAUAUAGCAGCCAUGUUAGCUCCUCCGUUAAACGUUACACAUAUAGCGGCCAUGUUAGCUCCUCCGUUAAACGUUACACAUAUAGCGGCCAUGUUAGCUCCUCCGUUAAACGUUACACAUAUAGCAGCCAUGUUAGCUCCUCCGUUAAACGUUACACAUAUAGCGGCCAUGUUAGCUCCUCCGUUAAAACGUUACACACGGAAUAUUUAAAUCAUGCUAUGUAACUGAAUGUGUAGGAUUAGAACAAUAUUCCACAUUGUAAAAGCCCAGCUUCUCUAAACGCAGUACAUUUGGACCUCUUGACUUUUUCCACUUUUUUUGUUGUUGUUGUUAGGUUACAGCCUUAUUCCUUCAAUUUCAUGGCUUUUUUUUGUUUGUUUUUUGCUCUGACAUGCCCUGUCAACUGUGGGACCUUAUAUAGACAGGUGUGUGCCUUUCCAAAUCAUGUCCAAUUAAUUGAAUUUACCACAGGUGGACUCCUAUCAAGUUGUAGAAACAUCUCAAGGAUGAUCAAUGGAAACAGGAUGCACCUGAGCUCAAUUUCGAGUCUCAUAGCAAAGGGUCUGAAUACUUAUUUACAUAAGGUAUCUGUUUUUACAUUUUUAUAAAUUAGCAAACAUUUAUUUAAAAAAAACUACAUUUUUAAAACUAUUCUCGCUUUGUCAUUAUGGGGUAUUGUGAUGUCAUUAUGGGGUAUUGUGAUGUCAUUAUGGGGUAUUGUGAUGUCAUUAUGGGGUAUUGUGUGUAGAUUGAUGAGGAUUUUUAUUUAUUUAAGGCUGUAACGUAACAAAAUGUGGAAAAAGUCAAGGGGUCUGAAUACUUUCCGAAGGCACUGUGUAUGACUCUGUUUAGUUUGCUACUUGCCUGCGCCUUAUGAUAAUCUACUACCACUUCUACUUCUUCUUCUUCUUCUUCUUCUUCAUGAAAGAAGAUGGGGUGGGACUACGUGAACUUGUCCAAUAAGAAACUUGUUUCCCAACCGUGUACCACUGAUGCCAACUAGCUGUAGCUCACAAAGGCACAUAGACAGGCAUUGUAAUCUGUCAUAUUUCUGAGCUGAACAGACAUUACAUUUAUUUUAUAUUUUUUUUAAGUAUGGCUAAUUUAAAUGUGUGCAUUAAAGCCAUACAAUAAAACUGCACUACAUUGUUGUGUAAGAUCAGAUCGUCCUUAUUUUUGCUUGAUCUCUCAGAUUCCACUCUGUAAAACACUGGUGCUAUUUCAAUUCUUAUUUAAAAACAGCCAGACACCCUAAUAUUACAGAAGUUAGAGAAGCUGUAAACUAUAGCAACCAAAUGACUCCUUAUCUAUUGAAGUAUCAUCAACCAAUCUGUCAAAAAAAAUAAAAAAAUAUGUUACUAGUUAUUACAAUCCUUGGUGAUAUUUUGUCAAAACACUUUGAAAUACAUUAUAGCUUACUGUUGUAGUAGCUAUUUCAUUGUGUGCCUAAAAUGUAACCAUUACCAAGAGUAU
Molecule: messenger RNA, 6058 nt
Organism: Oncorhynchus kisutch (coho salmon)
Lineage: Eukaryota; Metazoa; Chordata; Actinopteri; Salmoniformes; Salmonidae
Product: phosphofurin acidic cluster sorting protein 2
Exons: 24
Coding region: 206-2818 (870 amino acids)
Biological process (GO): protein localization to plasma membrane
Molecular function (GO): transmembrane transporter binding
Source: RefSeq, a predicted model, not a curated record